AUGCCGCGGAAGAGCAAGAACAGCACCAAGCGCAACUCGAACCAAUUCGAGUUGCUCGAUGACGAGGAAGACGGUACGAACGACAAUGUGGCCUGUAGCAUCGUGGCCAAUUCGACAAGCGCGGCCGACGCGACAAGGACCAGCGCCCGCGGUCGCCCUCUGAAACCGACGCUGCAAUUCGACCCUGAACCGCGCCCAUCACGAAAGAAAUCCGCCGUCCCGAAAGCGAAACCGACGAAUGCCGACCCCAAUUCCAACGAGGAUUCAUUGGCGCGAAUCGAAGCUCUCCUGAAACGCGUCGAGGAGCGGGCCGAAAGGGCGGAGAAACGCGUCGAGUCUCUGGAAGAGUUCAUCCGAAACGAGCUCUUCCCACGCGUCGCUAGCCCUCCGGAGUCCGCCACCCAAGUGCCCCUCAUCAGCAACAGCAACAGCCCCUGCCACUUUCGCCACCACCCUCUGGUCCCAGGGCCACUGCCUGGCAUUGGCUUGGACGUGAGUCGGGUCCUAGACAGCGACAUAAAGGAAGGCAACGCCGGCACUAUUCGUCGGCGCGCGAACGCUGCCCUCGAGAAGUUGGGUGUGACCUGUCUGGGCGUCAAUUCUAAGGAAAAGGGCGUUUUCGGCUUCUCUUUCGAGAGACGGACGUCGAUAAAGUACGGCAGAACGACACCUGGAUAA
Molecule: messenger RNA, 678 nt
Organism: Hirsutella rhossiliensis
Lineage: Eukaryota; Fungi; Ascomycota; Sordariomycetes; Hypocreales; Ophiocordycipitaceae
Exons: 1
Coding region: 1-678 (225 amino acids)
Source: RefSeq, a predicted model, not a curated record